GUGUUGCCCCGUAUCAAAAGUGCUUCCUGUUAGUAGAUAGUAAACAAAAGAGAGCGCGUGGGGCGAAACGAACCAAGUGGCUGAAUAGGCGAUCAUUGUAGUCUAGACCGUGAAGCUAGUCAAGUCAUAAGCUUGCGUGACCCAUAUCCUGAACUGCGUACUUUGCGUCAGAAAGGCGUGAAUAUGGAUCUGAUCUACAUGUCUGAUGCCAUGGCUUACCAGUCCAUUAGAGGACAGUUUUCCUUCUACGAUCGUUCCUGGGAGCAAAAGCAGACUGAGAAACCUCAAGUGAAGAGCCGAACAUCAGAGCAUGGCAAGGACGGCUGUCCUAUCUGCAAGGAGCAGCGCAAGAGGCGCUCUCUGCAGACGUACAUCAGAAGCAAGUCGCACAGAGACAGCAGCAGUUGUCGUCUGAGGGAGGAGGAUGAGGAGGUGGAUGCGCGCUAGCAUGUCUCCUCAUUCCUCGCUGGGCGUCCGUCGGCCUUAGAACACAUGCGCGGCCUGUGCUUGUGGUGAGCACAUGCCUUCAACCCACCCCAGAAACAGAACAGCCAAAUGGAUUGCUUCUGGAAGCAGCACAACACAACAGGCACUCACUUUUGCCUAAAAUGUAAGCUGGGAUCAACUAUUUGGAUUACAUCGAAAGAUAAAAGUAUUUAAAUUUUUGAUGGUCAAAUAAAAUCGGUUUCAUGAAAAAUAAUUUUGGAAGGAACAAAUGAGUUUAUCUUCUCAUAAAUUGACUGAUAACUAGUCAAAUUGAAGUGCAUAGAAACUGUCUUCAUCAGAUUAUAGCCUGAAAUUAACAAAAAUUAGCAGUUUAUUCUUUAUAUAUUGCUCACUUAAACAACAAGAAGUUUCGGUGGUAACACCAGGAUUGCCUUCUCAUCAUUUAAUUAAUCAAAUGUUGAGUUUUUCAAAAAGACGGCUAUAGUUCGAGCUCAGCUCUGGAUAUAAUGCUAUCUAAUAAAAGCCAGGGCUAAUCUCGUCGCUAUUUACCUAUAGUCGUCGAAUAGAAUAGUCGAUGAAAUUAAAAUUGAUGAAUAAUGUUCCAAUUAAUUGCUCGUUGGAAGGUGAAAGCAAUUAGCCAGGUAUUCACCUGCCUUGUGGUGAUAAGCAUCACAAUAAAAUCCAAAGAACGUAACAAAGCAGUGUUUUUUGUGCAAUCCUGUUUUUCACUAUAGAACUAAAACCAAAUCAGUUUCAUUUCUUGAAUGAGUUUAGUUGAUCUUCAAGUUUCUUUUACUGUAUCAAUAUCAGCAAAAAGAUCACUGCACUUUCUUAGCAAUCAAAGAGUAGUCAAUUUCAAUAUUUCAGUCAGUGUCAUAAAUUUCAAUAUCUAUAAUUUGAGCUAAAAUUACUUAUUUAAACUAAUCUGUUAGUUGUUAGUUGAAGUAAACUACUGGUACUGCGUAUAAAAUGUGAAAGAAAAAUUUAGGACAAAUGUUGCCAAUGUGUUAUUUUCAAGAUUCACAACACAUAUAAUUAUGAAAUAAAACAAAUAAGCCAUUGUCGUUGUAUGUUGAUCUGCUGGAAUAUGAGUCUUUGUAGUUUAGAAUGACAUACUUUAGAAUUAUUUCAAUGGAAGAUUUUAGAUGAAAAAUAUCAGCUUAUUUUCAAAUUUCGCAUUUUUAGAAAAUUAAAAAAAUGAGUAUUAUAAAUAUAACAAUUCAAAUGUUUACGAAGAAGUUGUGCUUGUAAAAAUAUAUAAGAUUUUUUAAUUUUGAUUAUUUUAAAUUGUGUAUGUAUUAUUAAUUACCAAUUGGUCUUCAGUUGGUAAAAGCCGAUGGAAUCGCCUGGAUUUGUAAGAAAAGUAUUUAUGUAGAAGUUUUAAGGCUACUAAGAUGAUAAAAGGUUUUGGAUAUUGAAUAAUAUUUUUUAAUGGUGAUUUAUUAUAGGUUUACUUGUUCUUUAAUAUUAUUUACUUAUUUUUGAAUACUAUUCACUUUAUGAAGAUAUUUUAUUCUAAUGUAUCCUUCAUAGUUUGUUUGAGUGCAGUAGUUAUUAGGUUGAUAAGAGUAGUCUUUAUAUACCCUGUUCCUAGGUUGAUGAGUCUUGUCUAAAAUCUUUGUGCAAUUUGAAAAGAAAAUAUUAUUGAUCUAUUCAAACUAUAUGAAUUGAAUAGUGAAUAGACCUAUUAUCAUAUUUUGUUGAUUUCUAUUUUUCCGAGCUCCAUCUAUGUACUAAAUGAUCAAAUUUUUAAUUUGUUGUGUGUUUCAUACUGGAAAAAUUGCAUAUAGUCGCAUGUAUAGUCGAAGUCGAACGGUUUCCUCCUUCCCUGCCCUGGCAGGUUGAAGAUUCUCUCAUUGUGACGUGAAUAGGAAUGAAAAGACAUUUUAGGAAACUAAAUUCUUUCAAGAAAUUAUAUAAACUUCUUUUAAACACAACAAAAUACCUCACAAGAUUACAUAAUUCUUUUAAAAUACUAAUUUGUAUAGUAGCAUAGAGAAAAGAUAGCAUAAUAAUUACUUAUUCUUUACUACUAUUUUACUUUAUGAAGAUUUUUCUAUUCUCAAAACAAGGAUAGCAUAAUGCUAUAUUUGUCUAUAUGGUAAUGGCGAUAAUAAUAUUUGCUCCUAUCAUGCUUGGAAAGCAAACUGUAAGUAGAAUUUUGUGUAUCCUCUAUCGCACCAUUUCAACUUCUCAAAUAAAAUGCAUAUCUGUAAUUAUAGUGAUGUCCACUUUAUAAUACGUGUAUUUGAUUAACAUUAUUAUUGCUAUCCUUGUCUAUCAUUCAACAUAGCGAAUAGAGCUAACCUUUUCGUGCUCCAAUACGUUGCCAAAUCGUUUUCAACAAUUUAGAAAUAUAAUUAAUCAGCAAAAUUAAUUUAAUCUCAAUUAUGAAAAUUUAUUAAUCAUUUAAGAAUAUUUUUGUUUGACAAAUAAAAUAUAAUUAAUUAUUUCUAUCAAGAAUGAUCAGUUUAAUUACAUCAGAUUUAUAGUUAUCAGCUAUCUUCUAUAGAAGGUAGUUGCGAGGCAAGAGAAUCGGCAACGCUGUUCCUCAACUGACAUUAUAACGUGAACCUCACUAUAAGACAAAGAGCCAGGAUUGAUUGAUUGGUUCACUAUUAUUUAUACACUAGCUCUCUUAUAGCCUAUCCUUCUGCACUACCCCAUUCAUAUUUUUAAUUAUUUCUGAAUUUAUUUUGGUGUUCUGAAAAGAGAGUAUUGGAACAAUUUAAUUCGCAUUUUUAUAAUUAUCAUUAGUAAUCAAGACCCAGUACAAUUUUUCUUCGGGCUAUAAGCCUAUAAACGAAUUCACACAAUGGUAAAGUGAAACUGUAGUAUUUCAACAUCUUGGCUGUAUGUAGUUUGUAAAUUAUCAUUAGGAAAGUUAUUGAUUGCUAUCUACGGUUAAAUUCAUAAAUAAAGUUUUAUUUAUCAAUUAUAUACUUUCAAAAAUAGGCUACAUAUUACACAUCUAUCAAACUCUUUACUAUUCUUGAACUUGAACAUAUAUCAUAAUAUAUGUAAUAAAAUCCCUUUUCUUUAUUUCUUUCUAUAAACCUUUGUUUACUAAUCAUUCGUGAAACUUAAAUACGGUAACUCAUAUCAUGAAUGUUGUCUAAUAUUAUUUAUUUCACAUCAUCUUGCUGUAUUAAUAAUUCAAUUCAGUUUUGUAAAUUGGUAGGCAAAAUAUUUAUUAGAGAUUGCUUCAAUAUAAACUGUAUAUUUGAUUGUAUUCUUAUCAAUCAAAUUGCUGAAUCGCUGAGUCACUAAACAUAUUUUUUGGGAGGGCUCUAUUAUAGUCUUCUACAUAUAUACAGUAUAACAUGCAAAUACAGCUACAAUUCUUCAAAAAAAAAAAAAAAAAAUAUA
Nilaparvata lugens (brown planthopper) is the source of this 3816-nucleotide messenger RNA. RefSeq lists its product as uncharacterized. Lineage: Eukaryota; Metazoa; Arthropoda; Insecta; Hemiptera; Delphacidae. The record is from RefSeq and is a predicted model, not a curated record. The coding region runs from base 184 to 447 and encodes 87 amino acids. The transcript has 2 exons.